Molecule: messenger RNA, 1727 nt
Organism: Haemorhous mexicanus (house finch)
Lineage: Eukaryota; Metazoa; Chordata; Aves; Passeriformes; Fringillidae
Gene: VDR
Product: vitamin D receptor
Exons: 9
Coding region: 16-1497 (493 amino acids)
Biological process (GO): multicellular organism development; positive regulation of transcription by RNA polymerase II; cell differentiation
Cellular component (GO): nucleus
Molecular function (GO): nuclear receptor activity; vitamin D response element binding; zinc ion binding
Source: RefSeq, a predicted model, not a curated record
UUUCUGGCUGCUCCCAUGAGUAAGCACCCCAUUAAAACCCACGCUCAAGGUCCCCAUUCGGAUUUUUGGGGGGGAUUUUGGGGGGCUGAGCCCCCCAGCACGGCAUUAACCACUUUCCUUCUUCAUUCCCCAGCGCCUUCCCGUAUUUUGGAGGAUCCCCAGCCAGGAAAAUCGAGAGCUGCCCCAGGCCGGGUGGAAUCCGAGGAUUAUUCCCGUUUUUUGCCCUUCCCAGCCAUGGAUGCGGGCGCCUGCAGCAGCUCGGGGGCCGAGGGCGGGCCGCGGCUCUGCGGCGUCUGCGGGGACCGAGCCAGCGGCUUCCACUUCAACGCCAUCACCUGCGAGGGCUGCAAGGGCUUCUUCAGGAGGAGCAUGAAGAGGAAUGCCAUGUUCACCUGUCCCUUCAGCGGGGAGUGCCACAUCACCAAGGACAACCGGCGGCACUGCCAGGCCUGCCGGCUGAAACGCUGCCUGGACAUCGGCAUGAUGAAGGAGUUCAUCCUGACGGACGAGGAGGUGCAGAGGAAGAGGGAGCUGAUCCUGAGGAGGAAGGAGGAGGAGGCGCUGAGGGAAAGCCUCAAGCCCAAACUCUCCGAGGAGCAGCAGAAAGUCAUCGACGUGCUGCUCGAGGCCCACCACAAAACCUACGACCCCACCUACGCCGACUUCACCAAAUUUCGGCCCCCCGUGAGGAGCCACCCCAGCAGCAGUGGGGCCACCAACCCCUCGUCCCUGCUGGCCCAGGACCUGUCCUCGGAGGAUUCCUCGGAUCUCUUCAGCUCCUUCAGCACCUUCCCAGAGCCCGCGGAGCCGCCGCCGUUCCCCAGCCUGGCCGAGCCGGACGAGCAGGAGCAGAGCUCCUCGGCCCGGCUGGAGCUCUCCCAGCUCACCAUGCUGCCUCACCUGGCCGACCUGGUCAGCUACAGCAUCCAGAAGGUGAUCGGCUUCGCCAAGAUGAUCCCGGGCUUCAGGGAUCUGUGCGUGGAGGACCAGAUCGUGCUGCUCAAGUGCAGCGCCAUGGAGGUGAUCAUGCUGCGCUCCAACGAGUCCUUCACCCUCGAGGACAUGUCCUGGACCUGCGGCAGCCCCGACUUCAAGUACAGGGUCAGCGAUGUCACCCAGGCCGGGCACAGCAUGGACCUGCUGGAGCCGCUGCUGAAGUUCCAGGUGGGGCUGAAGAAGCUGAACCUGCACGAGGAGGAGCACGUGCUGCUGAUGGCCAUCUGCAUCCUGUCCCCAGACCGGCCGGGCGUGCGGGAGCCGCUGCGGGUGGAGGCGCUGCAGGAGCGGCUCUCGGAGGUGCUGCAGAGCUACAUCCGCGCCCGGCACGCCGCGCCCGGCGGCCGCCUGCUCUACGCCAAGAUGAUCCAGAAGCUGGCGGACCUGCGCAGCCUGAACGAGGAGCACUCGAGGCAGUACCGCUGUCUGUCCUUCCAGCCCGAGCACAGCAUGCAGCUCACGCCGCUGCUGCUCGAGGUGUUCGGCAACGAGAUCUCCUGAGAGCCCGCACGGCCCGGAGCGGCCCCGGAGCCCCGCGGGAGGGAGAGCCCGGGCGGGGGUCGGGCUCUGGGGUCGCUGCUCCGGGAGCAGCUUCCCCUCCGCGGGGGUUUUGGGGCCGGGCUGCCUCGAAUCGCUGCUUUUUUGGCGAAUGCGUGGAAGGGGAAGUGCCGGGAGAUGAGCCAGAGGCAGCUGAGAAAGCCCCGAGAGGGGAAAUGUCCUCGACCCUCGAA